This is a messenger RNA of Trichobilharzia szidati, 914 nucleotides long. The record is from the annotation of a GenBank genome assembly. NCBI's taxonomy places the organism in Eukaryota, Metazoa, Platyhelminthes, Trematoda, Strigeidida, Schistosomatidae.
AUGGAUGAAAUUUAUGGAGCUUUUCAAGCAUAUUUGCGUCUCCUUGUUGAUGAACCUCUUAAAUCAGUAGAUUGGAAAACUAUGAAAGAAGACAAAGACCAUAUGAAACACAUGUUACGCUUGACUUUAACUAAGCUAGCAUGUCAAGCUGAGCAUCAUUUUUGUGUUAAAAUGGCCUCAGAAUAUUAUAAAAACUGGAUGCAGAAUCCUGAAGAGAACUUAAUACCACCGAGUCUAAGACCAGCGGUCUACUGCACAGCUAUUCGUAUAGGUGGUCAAAAAGAAUGGCAAUUUUUGAAAGAUAAAUUAUCACAAGUAGACAUUAAAGAAGACGAAAAGAGUAGUAUAUUACAAGCACUAUCCUGUUCUCGUGAUAUGUGGAUUGUACGACUUCAUCUGAACUGGAUUAUAAUGAAUUAUGAAAAAGAUCCUCAGGAUUCAUUGGAUGCCCUGGCAGCUGUAGCUGUAUUUCCAGUUGGUCAAAGGCUGAUAUGGGAGCAUGUUCACAAAGCAGUGAGAUAUAUAUCAAAUGAAGGUAAAAAUGCAACUCAGGCAAUAACGAAAAGUAGCAUGUUAUUUAAUAUGCUGAAAAUACUAUCGAAACGCCACUACACGAUGAAUAAUAUACCAGAUCAGGAAGAAGUACUUGAUAUGCAGAUAUCUGGACAAAAAUUACGUGAAAAUAAUCUGCUACGGGUUGCAAUCUCUGAUUUACUAAAAAGAUUCAAAGAAAAUACCAAAUGGACUGAAUCUUAUCUCUCGGUCAUCAAGAAAUGGUUAAAUGAAAAUGUCCCAGAUACAACAAUCCUACUUUAGAAAAUCAAAUAAUAAUAAUAAUUAACUGAUAAAAUGUUUUCAUAUUAACAAUGUUUUAUUUAUUUAAUUGUUCGUAGAAUAAAGUACUAUUAUAAUUA